AUGGCGACUGCCAACCACCGUGUAGCCUCUGCCACGCCUGCCCCGCUCGCCUCCGUCCCGACUACGAACGGCGCCUCUGCCCAUGCACAUGCCCAAGCGCAUGACGAUCCGUCCCUCGCCAAUGGCCACCACCACCAUCAUCACCAUGUGUCCGCGCAAGAUCCUCGACCUGCGCCUACGCCGACGCCCGCCAUGUCUGCCAACGCUGCCGCCAAGAAAGGAAAGGGGAAGAAGGUAGUCGACUCCAACGAAGCUUCCAAACUUGUUGCCGCAAGGAUAAACCAGCUCGAAGUCGAUACGAUGGCUGAGAGGGAACAGGAGGCUGAAAUUGAGCGAGAAGUCCGCAAGGCAAACCGGGAGCUAAAUCACCAAAUGAACAAGAUGAACGACAUGGACAAGAUUGACCUUCUUACCAAGCGGUCCUCGGAACUAUUUGCCAACAUGAAACGACUCGAGCGCGAAAAUAUGAAGAACAAGAAACGGGCCGAUCAACUUCAAAAGGAAAAGGACUCGAGUCGCACCGAUCUGAGCAAACAAAUAGGCCUUAAGGAGAAACUCGAGAAGCUCUGUCGCGAACUGCAGAAGGAAAACAACAAGCUCAAGAAUGAGCAUCGGGCGCUGAACGAUACUCAUGAUCGGCUGAAGACUUCCUCGGAUGAGCGCUUCAAAAAGGUUCUCGAAACUCUGGAGGGCUACCAGGAGGAGAAGGACAAUCCGCGGAAGCAGGUAGUCUACAUGAAGGCCGAGGAAUUAUUCAAGGCCCGCUUCAAGUCUCUCAUCGAUCAGUACGAACUUCGCGAGCUCCACUUCCACUCCGCAAUGCGCACCAAGGAGAUCGAGGUCCAGUGGAACAUGGCCCGAUACGAACAACAGAAGAAGACGGCAGAUUCCGAGUCUAGUCGUGCGCGCCAGCUUAAUAGUCAGGUGCUCACGUUCACAAAGACGGAAACGGAAUUGCGGAAUCAACUCAAUGUCUAUGUCGAGAAGUUCAAGCAGGUCGAGGACACACUCAACAAUAGUAACGACCUGUUUUUGACCUUUCGCAAGGAGAUGGAGGACAUGUCCAAGAAGACCAAGAAACUCGAGAAGGAGAACGAGGCGUACAAGCGCAAGGAGGGUGCGCUAAACCAGAACAUCGUCAAGAUGGCAGAAGACCGCAACAAGCAUGUCAAAGACCUCGAUGACGUGAGGAAGAAGAACGACAAGCUCACGAGCAUCAUAAACCAGAUGCAACAACAGGGCCGCGGCAUACCGCAAGGGAUGCAAGGCUCGGUUGAGAACUGCUACGCCGAGGGCCAACAAGGGGACGGAGGCGAGUUGGAAGACGACGAAGAAGGCAGCGAAUACGAGUACGACGACGAGGGUGAUGAAGAAGUCAGCGAGGACGAGGGUUUCGAUGAUGAUACGGAGGAGGAACUGAUGCCGGUUCCCGGCGCGUUCGGUCCGGAGCGACCCCCACCGCCUGCUAUUAAUGGUCAUCGCUAG
Messenger RNA from Anthostomella pinea, 1485 nucleotides. NCBI's taxonomy places the organism in Eukaryota, Fungi, Ascomycota, Sordariomycetes, Xylariales, Xylariaceae. The record is from the annotation of a GenBank genome assembly.